This is a messenger RNA of Bombina bombina (fire-bellied toad), 2074 nucleotides long. It is a transcript of the gene TBC1D17, whose product is annotated as TBC1 domain family member 17. Gene Ontology annotation, molecular function: GTPase activator activity. Gene Ontology annotation, biological process: activation of GTPase activity. The record is from RefSeq and is a predicted model, not a curated record. Lineage: Eukaryota; Metazoa; Chordata; Amphibia; Anura; Bombinatoridae.
UAAACAUGCGGAAGUUUUGGAGUGUUUGGCCAUGGAGUCAGAUAGUCACAAGGUGGUGUUUGAGAAAAAUGGUGUCUUUCUACACACUAGCACAAAGAGACAGCAUGAUGCAGACUCUAUGAUCCAAGGGAUUAUCCGUGUCAUUGAAAAGCCCUCGGAUGUGAUCCUGCAGUGGACCCCUGUAGAGGAGGAUGGAGAAUCAACACAGAUUGUCUACACUAAGAAAGAGUCCCCAAGUGGUGGCAUGUGCCGGUCUGAUGAAGAGUUGUUUGAUCCCGGGUAUGAGCCAGACUGGGCUGUAAUCAGCACUGUUGGGAGUAGAGUACGACCUCAGGAAGAGUCAACAGUUCACCUAAGGACUCUCGGUUAUUCAUGGUCUAUCCACAUGAUUCACAUGCACUUUCACACUCAUUUGAUGAACUUCAGUUGUUUGAUGAGAACUCCUCUGACUUGGUGUCUAGAUUUUUACAUGAUCCAUACUCUGCUACAUUUGGAGGCUUUUCCAAAGUUACAAACUUUUUCCGUGGCGCCCUGCGAACGCCAGAUGGACCCCACCAGAGGCCUUUAUCAGAGAUGGCAAUUGGUCUGGAAGACGAGCCAGGUUUUGAGGUCAUCACAUGUCAAGUGGAGCUGGGUGAGCGUCCAAUUGUUCAUCGUCAGACCCCAGUCACUGAGCAGGAGUGGGAAUCAUUCUUUGACCCUGAAGGUCAUGUUCUAGAUGCAGAAGGAUUGAAGAAGAGGAUCUUUGCUGGGGGUCUUAGCCCAGGUGUAAGAAAGGAAGCAUGGAAAUUUCUCCUUGGUUAUUAUUCUUGGGACAGCAAUACCGAAGAGAGAAAGAUGUUUGUCCGGCAAAAGGCAGAUGAGUAUUUCCGCAUGAAACUGCAAUGGAAAUCUGUAUCUGAAGACCAGGAGAAGAGGAAUUCUUUGCUAAGAGGUUACCGCAGCCUUAUCGAAAGAGACGUCAGUCGUACAGAUCGGAACAACAAGUUCUAUGAGGGGAAUGACAACCCAGGACUUGUUCUUCUCAACGAUGUAUUGAUGACCUACUGCAUGUUUAAUUUUGAUUUGGGUUAUGUGCAAGGAAUGAGUGACCUCCUCUCUCCUAUCCUAUAUGUCACACAGAAUGAAGUUGACUCGUUUUGGUGCUUUACAGGAUUCAUGGAACUUGUGCACCACAACUUUGAGGAAAGCCAAGAAAGCAUGAAGAAACAGCUGGCACAGUUGAACUUAUUGUUACGUGUCCUGGAUCCAGCUCUGUGUGAUUUCCUAGAUUCUAAAGAUUCUGGCAAUUUAAGUUUCUGCUUCAGGUGGCUUCUCAUCUGGUUUAAGAGAGAAUUCUCCUUCCAAGAUAUUCUUUUCCUGUGGGAGGUGCUGUGGACAGGUCUUCCUUGUCCAAACUUUCACCUUCUUGUUGGUUGUGGCAUUUUGGACCUGGAGAGGGAAGCACUGAUGAAUUCUGACUACGGUUUCAAUGAGAUCCUUAAACACAUUAACGAGCUGACCAUGAAGAUGAGUGUGGAGGACAUUCUGUGUCGGGCCGAAGCCCUGAAUCAGCAGCUGGCACACUGUCAGGACUUACCACUUAAUGUUAAAGAACUUAUUGGUUUGGCAGAAGUUAAAAGUCCAACUGCUAGCACAGAUACAGCCAGCCCUCCCCAACCUUUGUCACCCAGCCAGGUCAAUGAACUGGACCUCACUGACAGCGUGUCCCCCAGCCAGCCUGACAGCAGCAUUGAAAUCUUGCCCACUGAGGAUACUGCAACCUCACAAAGCCUCUCUCCUUGAUCAUUUGUCUUUUAACACAAACCACCAUUUAUUCUGAGGAUUAAUGUAUUGUCUGAUGUGUUCACUUACAUCAUGUGUAGAUUGUAUUUGAAUUGCACAAAUUACAGUUUACAUCAAUACCUUAUACUCUAUGGAAAAAAAUGUGCUUCUUAGAUAAGUUAUGUGACCUUAAAUGGAGCAUUUGACCACCCUAUAAUUAAUAAUUGAAUUAUUUUGAAUUAUGUUAAAAGUGGAUAUUUAAUAUACAAGCUAUUUUUAUAAACAAAUCAUUCAGAAGAUAUAACAGUAA